AUGGGGUACAAGGUCGUAUUUACUGAUCAUUCACUCUAUGGUUUUGCUGAUGCGGGAAGUAUACACAUGAACAAGGUAUUGCAAUUUACAUUGGCAGAAGUAAGUCAGGCCAUUUGUGUUUCUCAUACAAGCAAGGAAAACACAGUGCUACGGUCAGGUUUGCCACCAGAAAAGGUCUUUGUGAUACCUAAUGCUGUUGACACAGCUAUGUUCAAGCCCGCACCAGAGCGCCUGAGUAGUCAUGAAAUUGUAAUUGUUGUUAUAAGUAGAUUGGUUUACCGAAAGGGUGCAGAUCUUCUCGUUGAGGUCAUUCCAGAAGUUCGUUUCAUUGUUGGAGGAGAUGGACUGAAACGUGUGCGGUUGGAAGAGAUGAGGGAAAAACAUUCUCUUCAAGAUCGAGUUGAGAUGUUAGGUGCCGUGCAACACUCUCAAGUACGAUCUGUCCUAAUUACUGGCCAUAUAUUCUUAAACAGUUCUUUAACAGAAGCAUUUUGCAUAGCGAUCUUAGAGGCUGCUAGUUGUGGAUUAUUAACAGUCAGUACACGCGUAGGAGGUGUCCCGGAGGUACUACCAGAUGACAUGAUUGUACUUGCAAAACCAGAUCCUAGUGAUAUGGUUCAAGCAAUAAAGAAGGCAAUAUCUAUACUUCCCAAAAUCGACCCACAAGAAAUGCACAAUCGUAUGAAGGAGCUGUACAAUUGGCAUGAUGUGGCGAAACGGACAGAAAUUGUUUAUGACCGUGCUCUGAAAUGCUCAAAUCAAAAUCUUUUACAACGACUCUCAUGGUGUGCUACUGUAAAAGCAGAGUUAGUGACUGCAAUACCAUUGUUCAUCUUGUCUUGCUUGCGGGGAUGA
Prunus armeniaca (apricot) is the source of this 855-nucleotide messenger RNA. The record is from the annotation of a GenBank genome assembly. Lineage: Eukaryota; Viridiplantae; Streptophyta; Magnoliopsida; Rosales; Rosaceae.